Messenger RNA from Arachis ipaensis, 1489 nucleotides. Its product is annotated as purple acid phosphatase-like. The record is from RefSeq and is a predicted model, not a curated record. Gene Ontology annotation, molecular function: metal ion binding; acid phosphatase activity. NCBI's taxonomy places the organism in Eukaryota, Viridiplantae, Streptophyta, Magnoliopsida, Fabales, Fabaceae.
UCAUUUGAGUAAAUUAUUAUUAUAGUAGUUUGAGAAAAAAACAAUGCAUCCUUUGGGUUCUUCCCCAUCAUCAUGUUUUGUAGCAUUAGGUUUAGUUGUAGGUUUUUUGGUUCUAAAUGUGGCAGUUUUGUGCAAUGGAGGUUCAACAAGCUCCUUUGUUAGAAAAGAGGAGAAGACUGAAGAUAUGCCACUUGAUAGUGAUGUCUUUGCUGUUCCUCCUGGUCAUAAUGCUCCUCAACAGGUUCAUAUAACACAAGGUGAUCUUGAGGGGAAGGCAGUGAUUGUGUCAUGGGUGACAAUGGAUGAAAAAGGGUCAAACCAAGUUCGUUAUUGGAGUGAAAAAGACAAAAGCAAACCAAAGGUUUCUAAUGGAAAAGUUGUUACUUAUAAAUAUCACACUUACAAGUCUGGUUAUAUUCAUCAUUGUACCAUCAAAAAAUUGGAGCACAACACCAAAUAUUACUAUGAGGUUGGAACUGGAAAAUCAGCACGUCAAUUUUGGUUUAUGACUCCUCCAGAAGUUGGUCCUGAUGUGCCAUACACAUUUGGGGUCAUGGGGGAUCUUGGACAGACUUAUGAUUCAAAUGCAACACUUACUCACUAUGAAAAUAGCCCAAGUAAAGGACAAGCUGUUUUAUAUGUUGGAGAUCUGUCUUAUGCUGAUAACCACCCUAAUCAUGAUAACGUUAGAUGGGAUACUUGGGGAAGGUUUGCUGAAAGAGUUGUUGCUUAUCAACCUUGGAUUUGGACUACUGGCAACCAUGAACUUGAUUUUGCUCCUGAAAUUGGUGAAAACAUUCCUUUCAAGCCAUUCACCCAUCGUUACCAUGUUCCUUAUAAAGCAUCAAAUAGCACUCAACCCUUUUGGUAUUCAAUCAAGAGAGCUUCAGCAUACGUUAUUGUCUUGUCUUCAUAUUCGGCAUAUGGAACAUAUACACCUCAAUACCAAUGGCUAUUAGAGGAGCUACCAAAAGUUAACAGGUCAGAGACUCCAUGGUUGAUUGUUCUUGUACAUUCACCUUGGUACAACAGCAACCAGUAUCACUACAUGGAAGCCGAAACAAUGAGAGUAAUGUUUGAACCAUGGUUAGUAGAGAACAAAGUUGAUGUCGUAUUUGCCGGCCAUGUUCAUGCCUAUGAACGAUCUGAACGAAUCUCGAAUAUUGCUUACAAUAUUCUAAACAAAAACUGCACACCAGUAAGAGAUCAAUCAGCUCCAGUAUACAUAAACAUUGGUGAUGGAGGGAAUGUUGAAGGCUUAGCAAUCAACAUGACAGAACCACAGCCAGAUUACUCAGCACACAGGGAGGCUAGCUUUGGACACGCCAUUUUCGACAUAAAGAACAAGACACAUGCUCGCUAUAGCUGGCAUAGGAAUCAAGAUGGAUAUGCAGUGGAAGCUGAUUCUAUGUGGUUUUACAAUAGAUUUUGGCACCCUCUUGAUGAUUCCACUACUAAGAAAGCUUCUCAGUAACCAUAGAUGCAAGAA